Amoebophrya sp. A120 is the source of this 4186-nucleotide messenger RNA. Lineage: Eukaryota; Dinophyceae; Syndiniales; Amoebophryaceae. The record is from the annotation of a GenBank genome assembly.
AGUGAAAAUAACAUGAAUGGAAUAAAUUGAGUGUAGAACAACUACAUUUACAUUUUAACCAUCAAAACGGCAAGAGUUCUGAGAGAAGCGACAUUUUUUACAUGAUAACGUUGUGACGAAACAAAUUUAUUUCCGAGAAGAGUGUAGUAUUUGUGUAAGUUUUUGUAGAAGGGGACUGACUUCUCUUCCAAUUGUGACAAUUCUGUGUGCUAAAAUAAAUCCUGCGUGGCUAUGAUGGGGUCUGAUACAACUACCGGUACAACCGAGAAGGUUUCCAAUAGUAGCACAGGAAAUAAAGGAGCUUCUAGUACUACAGAAGUUGAGGCUAGUAGCAACGUUGUUAGGGAACAACUGCAACAAGAUCUAGGCGUCGGCACUGGUUCCGCUUCUGCUACAACCGUCGUUCCAGAACAAGGAGACGCCCUCUCUUCUUCGCCGGAACAAACACUGCCCGCGUCAAGUAUUUGGCAAAGAAUCGCGGUCGCGCACGAAAGUUCGCGAUUCACACAGAGAUCUACUUCGCAAGAACAACAAGAUUUCCUAGUACUACAGGAGGACGAAGAAGCAGUCUCUUGCGCGGCUAGCACGGCAAAUACUAAUAGUACUUCAUCUCCGUCUAGCACAACAACUUCUACAUCCAGCACCAUGGCAUCCUACGCGAAAAAGUAUGCUGGGUUUUUGACCGAGCAUCUGAACGCGGCUCUGACGGCAGUGCAGGAGCUGGAGGGGGAAUCGGUGAAGCAAAGUGUCAAAGAUGUGGCGAAGAAGGUAUAUUUACUUCUUUAACGACGAUAUUUUGUUGUGUCAGCAAAGGUGCAUCAGAAAUGUUGUUUUUGAUACUGAUUGCGCAUGACAAAGUCACGCAUACUGUACAUAACUCUAUCAGGUAACCGUGUCGAUCCAAGAGUUGCAGGUCCGCCUCAAAGAAAACGCAAACUCCGAAGCGGUCCGCAAGGGGUUUGAAAACACGUGGCAGCACAUCGCGCACCUGAAAGAGGAGGUCGAGAAGCACUACAAAGGUACUAGAAUUCGACUAGAAUGGGCCACUUCAUCCGGCUGAUGAUGAUGUUCUACUUCUGUUAAUAUGUUUCAACUACACCAUGAUUUCUUCUUGCAUGACAUACUCGAAAUAGAGUGACGAAUUGUGUCGUGGCUAGAUUGACUACUUCAAUGGAUGACCGCGAGAGCCUUACUGUGCUAAGGUCCUCAACGUCGUCCUACUUUUGCGACUCGUUUUUCGUUUGUAAUACAACAAAGAUAAAUUAUCAGAUUCCAAGCUGAGCGCCGAUUUCCUUUCCAAGCUGUCCGGCGCCCAGUCGUACUUGCAAACCGUGCAGUCCAAACUCAGUGACUACAUCGACCUGGAAAAAACCCUCGCGCAGCUCAAGGAAAUGCAGGAGAAACUGAAUCACACCGCGUCCACCACGGGAACCAAGCUGCAAGAAAAAACGGAGAAGGCGAUCGAGGACAUUACUUCUAUCAAAGAGGAUUUAAAAACGAAAUCUUUGGAGCAGAUCUCGGAAAAAUACCAGCUGUGCGAGAAGUCCCUGACCGAGGUGGUCUCGCAGGUCAAGGUAUGAAAGUGCAAAAUUCUCCCUCCCCCUCAUUUGUAUGGCAUGAACAGCAAUACAAACGCCAGCACUCCUGGAGCCUUCGCAUGACAAGUUCACGACCGGCCGAAGGUAAUACUGUUUGGCUUUCCGAAAUUUGUCAUGCAAACAGUGCCACAGGGCAGCAAAUGGAUUUGCGGUUUUGCAUGACAAAUGAGGGGGAGGGGGAGUUGUGCACUCUCAUACAAGGAGUACACGGAAUUCGAGGGGAAGAAGGAAGUUUUUUUGCUGAAAAUCGAAGAGGGAAAGAAGAAACUGGUGGAGAUGCAGGAUAUGCAUUGCAAAUAUGUCUGGCUCUGGAACAAGGUUGCAGCUUGAACUUGUGAUGCUGCCCUUGGAUGAUGUAAAAAUCUGUAUUGCGUGAUCAGCAACAGGAGCGAAGUUUUUGCUACGCGGAGGCGGCAUUUCAAUUUCUCAUGCGGUACAGGCAUCAGGAAUAAAAAAAAUUUCGGAAAUGAAUUAUCUGUGAUGCCGGGGCAUACAUCACAGACAUCAAAGGUCAUGCAAAAUGUGCAUGACAAACCUUGCUGCACUCUACUUCCAGAGGUAGACACAUUUGCAUUCGAUGCAGGAGCGAAUUUUGGCAAACGCGGUGCUAUGAACUGCAAAAGUAAUAUCGUAUUCGUAUAAAUGCAUGACAAAUUUCCUCAGCAUGAGAAAUAUAAUUUGUCAUGCGGAUUUACCUUCAGAAAAAAAUUUGUAAUGCAUGACUGCAAUUACUACGAGUGCGAUACUUUUGGAGAUGAUAUGUGCUGGACAAGGCUUUGACGGGGUUGAAGGAGGUUUCGGAAACAGUGAAAAAAACGACCAGUGAAGGUAGUAAAAUGCUUUGCACAAUAAAGUUUGUCAUGCUGAAUGACGUCCGUGAAAAACUUUGUCGUGCAGUUUUGUCAACACAGUCAUCAAGUCGUUGUCGUGCUAGACUCCAUCCUGGAAAAAGGAAAUGCAAUACGAAAUAACUCAUAAACGCCUCCAGGUAAAGACCAGCUCCUCGCUUCCAUCGAGGCGUCGAAGCAGAAAGUCCUGGACCUGAAAUCCGAACUGGCUACCUACAAGGACAAACAGGUUAUCAACCUGAAGACCUACUACCUCGAGUCGCUGGAAGUGAUCAAGAACAUCGAGCUGAAGGACAAAUUUUCGAAAAUCCUGACCCCGGAGCAACAGAAGCAGCUCCUGGAGAAGCUGAACAUUAUCAAAUGCAAAAAUGUCUGGGUCUGGAAGAGUACAAACUUGUGAUGCGCAUUCCAGAACACAGAAAAAUAUCUCAUGCAUAAGUAGGCAGCAAAAGUUGCCCACUUUUUGUCACCAAAAUAGGGGAUUUGGCAUGCGGAUUCGGCAUUGUGGAAGCUUCUCGAGCCCUGUGAUGCUAGAGCUUCCGCGCCAGACCUUUUUUGUCAUGCAAAAACAGCAUGACUCUUCCAGACCCAGACACUUUUGCAGUUGAUAAACCUCCUGAAGUCGCAAAUCGAGGAGAUUUUCACGAAAAACAAGCAGCUCGCGGUCAGUUACUACACAUCCACGGCCUCAAAGGUCAGCGUCAACCUACAGGACGCGAAGCAGGCCCUGGCGCAGUUGAAAGUGCAAAUUGCCACCGCCAUUGCGGAUUUCAAGGAGACCGAGAAGGGGAAGAUGAUCACGGAAAAGUUCGCGAAAGUCGUGGAGUUGCUCGAGAAGUUGAUUGACACCGAAAAACUCGGCAAGAAAUUGACGGAGGGAAAGGAAACGCUGAAAGAACUCUACCUGCAGACGUUCACGGCCAUUAACGGAUUACGUAUAGAAUUUGUGUUUUUGUUGAGAAUUAUCAGAAUGUCAAUGUGGUGCUUGUGCUGCGAGAAUUUGUCUUGCAUCACAGGACCUUAUCAUGCGAUGCACAUGCUGCAGGAGCAGCAUGACAAACAUAUUGAACCCAAAAUAAAACCUUUUUAUCAGGUAAGGAGAUAACGGAGGGCAAACUCCCGGAGCAGGUGAUCAAGCAGUUCAACGAAGUUUACACAAAGAUCACCGUCGCCGCCGUGCAAGAGACAGCUUUGUCCACUGUGGUCUCCACCUCGGUGGGGACGGCCAAAUUUGCGGAGAGGAAGUUUCCAAGCGUGUUGGAGAUGGGCAAAGUCUUGCUGGAAAAGGCCAAGGAACUGGAUGACAAGAAGUACUGAGUUUUGUUUUUGCCACGAGUUUGUCAUGCAUAGAACAAACUACACUAUCACUAAAACUGGAUGCUGGCUGGCAAUUACCUGCCCUGCAUCUGAACCUGAAGACUUCUACUUCAACAUGCGAAUAUCGUCAUGAAUAACGAUAUUAAUCUACAUCUCCAUUCCCAAUACUACAUCACCAGGUUCGGCUCCAACCUGCAGACUGGUGUGAGUAAGGCCAUCGACACGGGGAAGUCACUGGACGCGAAAUACCUGAACGGAAAGACGCUGUCUACGGUAAAUCGCGCGGUGGAUUUGUAUGAUGAGAAAACGAGUACUACUACGAGCACGGCGGGAAAGGAGGUGGUAUCCGUCGCACCAGUAGCGGCCCCGGUCGACAUCCCGGCCGUCGAGGAGGUAUCCACGUCCCAGGUCGCGGGAAGCUAA